CAUCAUUGGCUAUAUAAUCUGUCAAUUUUGUUUUUAUUUUUUAUUCAUUAAGCAGUUUUCGUCUUCAUGCAUUUCAAACCCGAUUAUCAUUCUAAAUAACCUUUAAAAACAUUUUUUUUAAUUUUCUCAUGCAAAAAAUCUGAGAAUAUUUUUUCUUGAUGAACGAAUUUAAAAAAAACGAGUUGAUUCCUUUUCUUUAGAUUAGACGGCUGAUUUUUUCAGCGUUAAGUAGACUAAAUAAAAGGCUGAAAUAAUAAUUGAUCAGUAAUAAUUAACAGCGGUAAAAAGCCUCUCAGCGGUCUGUAUGUGUCUCCUGCAGGUCCUCAGUGCUCAGGUGUCCCGCGGCUCUCAUAAACGUGUCGUGGCUUCUCAUUAAACCUUGGCCCUUUGUGGGGACUCUGUGUUUAACAGGACACACUGAAACACUUUCUCUUUGAUGAGUCCAUCAAUUAGCAUCACAAUGCGCGUUCACGUGUCCGAGUGCAAAUAACAACAAGCUCCGGCACAAUCAGGAACACGGACACGGAGAAAGGAGGCACAUUUUAACCAGAUGCCCUGCAAUAAAUAACGGGCCCGGGCCCCCCAGCUGAGGGCCCGCAUUUACAUCUUCAAGUGCCCGCAAGGGGGUCCAUGGGGGCCCCACGGGGCCGGAGCGUGUCUGCGCAGGAAAGACGCACAAUAACGUUUAGGAAACUUUGUGAAAGAAAUGUAAAUGUGAGAGCGGCGUGUGCUCCGGCUGCAGGGUAUAUAAAGCUCCGGAGCAGAUCAGGGUCCACACACCGAGACCUGAUCCGCGUCCACACACCGAGUCCUGAUCCGCCCACAGAGCGCUGACAUGCAGCCACCAGCAGCCAAAGUCCCGCUCAGCCACCGGACCCCCUUCUCCGUGGAGGACAUCCUGGACCCCACAAAGUUCACCAGGAGAAACUUCUGCGUUCAGGAGGCAUCAGGAGUUUCUCCUCCCAGGAAUGACCCCAGAGAGCAGCAGCAUCCUGCAGCAGGUGGAGGCUGCAGCCCAGAGCAGGAGCAGGAGCAAGAGGAGGAGCAAGAGGAGGAGCAGGAGGAGGAACAGGUGGAGGAGGCUCUGUGUCCGGGGAAGCGUCAGAGGUCGAAGUCUAAAAGCCGGCGGAUCCGCACGGCGUUCAGCCUGCAGCAGCUGCAGGUGCUGGAGCUCAGCUUCCACAGGAGCCACUACCUGUCGGUGGUGGAGCGCCACAGCAUCGCCUCGGCCCUGCGCCUCUCCGAGACCCAGGUCAAGAUCUGGUUCCAGAACCGCCGCACCAAGUGGAAGAAGGAGCGUGUGCAGGGUCAGGAGGAGCAGCAGCAGCACCCCGGGGUCUCCUCUCCCCACCACCUCCUCCCCUACAGGCCGCUGUGCUGCCCGCAGCGCGCUCACAUCCAGAUGUUCCCACAGCUGCAGCUGCUGCACCACUACUACACCUGAUGACAGGAGGAGCACCAAACAGACUCACAGCAGCAAAUAUGGCACUAAUAUUAAUAUUCAGGACAGCUUAAAGUGCCAAACUGGACAAAUAUUUUAAUGUAAUUAUGCUAUAACUUAUUUUCAUAAACAUUUUUAUUGAAGUUGUUUCUUGUUUCUUAAAAUAUAUUGGCUUAUUGAUUCAUUCUGAGCCAGAAAUGAUACAUUUGACUGAUUUUUAAGUUAAAAUAACUUGUUGCAACAAAGAAUUCUGUGCACAAAUCUCCAUAUCUCUAUAUUAAUAUUCAGGAGAGUUUAUAGUGUCAAACAGGACUGAGUUUACAAAUAUUUUUUAAUGUAAUUAUGUCAUAACUUAUUUUCAUAAAAAAAUGUAUUGAAGUUGCUUUUGUUUGCUUCUUGUUUCUUCUUAAUAUAACAACUUAUUGACCCUCACAGAGCCAGAAAAGAAACAUUUGACUGUUUUUAAAUCAAAAUAACUUGUUGAAACAUGUACAAUUGUGAGCAUA
Messenger RNA from Centropristis striata (black sea bass), 1947 nucleotides. It is a transcript of the gene pnx, whose product is annotated as posterior neuron-specific homeobox. Bases 836 to 1444 code for a protein of 202 amino acids. Gene Ontology annotation, biological process: regulation of DNA-templated transcription. Gene Ontology annotation, molecular function: DNA-binding transcription factor activity, RNA polymerase II-specific; DNA binding. The transcript is spliced from 2 exons. NCBI's taxonomy places the organism in Eukaryota, Metazoa, Chordata, Actinopteri, Perciformes, Serranidae. The record is from RefSeq and is a predicted model, not a curated record.